UAAGGAGAGAGAAAGGGAACAAGAAAACAAAAGGCUCCCUACCCUCAUGUCUUAAGGUUCCUCCAAACAUGGCCUGGGUUUUCGUUCUUCUCUCAGCUAUGAUCCAUUGAGACAGGAGAAGCAAAACUUCUGAGGAUUGACUUGGGAGUGUGGAAGCACAAGGAGAUCUGAAGCAGAAGUAGACCCCCAAAAGUUGAGGCAUGAAUAGAGGAGUGUUUCGGAGCUCUCUGGUGCAGCAGCAGAUGAUGGAGGGAAGUCCAAACUGCUGGAGCACGAACAAUAUGAAGCCACCUCCUGAGCUACCCUUUCCUCUACUUCCUGCCUCUUCUUCCCCUUCGGUCUUCCCGCAGAACCCACAGCCUUCCGAUACCGAGAUCUCACCUUGGCAAGAUAGCCAUGACUUGUUGGAGUCAUGGUGCCAGCUAUUGUUAUCUUCCAGGGGAGGACUUGUGGGAGAAGAAGAGAAGCAUGGUUGGACUCCUUUCCAGACCAAGAAGAUGAUGAGUAGUGAUGACCCGCGUGAUGAGGUACUGUUCCCCUCAGCUACUGCGCAUAUAGCUGACAUGAAGCAAGAGUACUCUGGAAGUGGAUAUGUGCAUAGCCAUGGGAACGAAGGGAUCCAGGUCUCUAGAUCUGCAUGGGGUCAAAUCCUACCGGCUUCAUCUCCAAGAUCCUGUAUCACAACCAGUUUCAGCACUAACAUAUUGGACUUCUCGAACAUGGCACGUCGCCAACCAGACAAUUCGUCGGAGUGCAACAGCACAGAAACUGCUCCAAACAAGAAGGCUAGGGUUCAGGGAUCUUUUUCUCCAAAAUCUACUCUCAAGGUGAGGAAGGAGAAGUUAGGGGAUCGAAUAACAGCACUUCACCAGUUAGUCUCCCCCUUCGGAAAGACUGACACUGCGUCUGUAUUGCAAGAAGCCAUUGGCUACAUCAGAUUCCUCCAGAGUCAAAUUGAGGCUCUCAGCUCGCCGUACCUGCAAGGCAGUGCAUCAGGCAACAUGAGGCAGCCUGGAAUUGGCUAUAUCAACAAAGAAAAAGAUACUCCACCGGCAUUAGCUAAUCGAUCAGCUACACAAUAGGCUUCCCUCAAUGUAUGGGUAAUGUUGGCAUUGUAGAUUAAUAUAUUGUCUUUUUCAUUUAUGAUUAUGAUCUACAAAGAUAUGAUUUUUUUUAUUCAUAUAGCUUUUUUGUUGUCAUCUCAUGCACAUACAUGGAUCUUAAUUCUGGGACAAAUUUUAUUUUGAGACGAUGAAAUUGUUCUUCAGUGUUGAUGGUUAUCAAAUCAUGAAAGAUGACUGCUCAUUCCUGCUCAACAAAAUAGAUACAGUAGUAAUAGGAAUCAUUCUUUUUCAUCUCCUUUGUUGAGUUCUCUUUGGUUAGAUGGACUUCCUCCAUUAUUAUACUAUAGUGAUUUUCAAUGGGCGAAUUCUCGAAAAAAAAAUUUCUUCUUUAAUUUUAUCUGAGAGGUGUCAUUGAUUCAUAUUUCCCAAAGAGCAUCUCCUAUUUGUUGACAUUGUUGAAAUAUCCCCUGAUAGGAUAACUAGACCGAUAACCCAAUCCAUAAGAUGAAUAGAUCCAAUCCCCAUAUAUAGGAUUUAUAUUGUGAGUUAUAAUAUUUUUGAAUUGACAUAGAAUGUUUUUUUGAACCUCCACUAAUAUACUGUAACUCUAUUUAAAAACAUUGUAACUGAGGUAAAUAGGUUUGAAACCCCAUAUAAACUAGCUUAUCUAUAAAAAAUAAUAUUUCAGAUAAUUAUUUAGGAAUAAGAACAACAAAAUAGAGAGACUUUUAUAUCAAUUAUAAUUUUUUUAAUUAAUAUAAAUAUAUUUAAAAUUAUUAUAACUGAAGAAUUGAACUGAUCUAUAGCAAAGGAGGUAUAUUUUAGAGUCUAUAGCAAAGGAGGAAUAUUUUUUGGGAUAUAUGAAAAAGAAGAUCUUUGAGAAAAACUAAAAAUAAUAAUAUUUUUUUCGAAAAUUCGCACAUUUUAAGGUAUAAUCAUAUCCUUUUUCUUAGUAUUUGCUUGCAUAGUUAGUAAGUGUGUAAUAUAUCCCUUUUCUUUUUUC
Molecule: messenger RNA, 2067 nt
Organism: Musa acuminata AAA Group (dessert banana)
Lineage: Eukaryota; Viridiplantae; Streptophyta; Magnoliopsida; Zingiberales; Musaceae
Product: transcription factor bHLH68
Exons: 7
Coding region: 201-1082 (293 amino acids)
Biological process (GO): regulation of transcription by RNA polymerase II
Cellular component (GO): nucleus
Molecular function (GO): protein dimerization activity; RNA polymerase II cis-regulatory region sequence-specific DNA binding; DNA-binding transcription factor activity, RNA polymerase II-specific
Source: RefSeq, a predicted model, not a curated record